CGUCUCCAUGGCGAGAGGCGCGUCCCGCCGCGCGCACGCGCAAUGGAGGGGAGAGGCGGCUGCAGGCGGCGAGAGCCCAUGGGGGGCGCUCUGAGCAGCCAUGUGGGUCCCAGAGGCCAUGAGGAGAGGCCACCGCUCUGGGUCCAGGGUGAGGAGCCCCUGCCUGAGGAGAGGCUCCCGUACAGCGGGGAGACGCUUGCAACCACCACCAAGAGGCUCCGGGAGAUGUCAGAGAUAGCCGAGCCGCCCUGGGAGAUGUCAGAGAUAGCCGAGCCGCCCCAGGAGAUAGCAGACACAGAUGAGCUGCCCACUGUGCCCCUAUCAGCCGUGCCCAGCAAGGUGCCAUCCCGAGAGAUUAGGAGGAAUCCCUCUGAGAUCAAGCUGCCUCCCUGGCUUGGAAAGUGGGGGACUGGCUCCGAGGAGAAGUCCUCCGCCACACUGCCGGCGCUGCCGCCCACCCCAUCCACGCCAGCAGAGAAGCCCAGCCAGGCGGUGCCCCAGCGGAGCUGUGUGACCCAUGACUGGCAGAAGGAGGUAGUCGUGGAUCCCCUGGACUCUCGGCCAAGGAAGGAUUUGGGCAGUGAGGACUUACAGCGUGGCUACGAUGGACUGCCAAUCCACCAAUUUCUCUCCUCAGUCACUGACAGCGCCCCCCCGAAGGACUGCCCAACCCUCAGGGCUGUGCUGCUGGGGCAAGGGCAGCGGAAGGCCGCAUUGGCAUCCAUGCUCUUCAAGAAAUACAGCAAGGAGACGGAGGAGGAGAUUCGGCCCCGCCCAAAGCGCAUGGAAUCUAUCUCCACCACGCAUGAUGACUACUGUGCCAUGGGCUUCCAGUCCACACCCCAGCCCAUCACCCAGCGUCACGAUUACUUAACGGAGCAGCCAAGCAGCUUCUGGAUGGAGCAAGCCCGUGGACGGCCGGUAAGGCUCCCACCACCCUGUCCUGCCAGUACCCUGGGACUCUCAGCUGCUGAAAGAGAUCUCUCCAAUUCUCUCCUCUCCAGGGUGUCACUGCCCUCUUCGGCACAAACAUUCCCUUCAAGAGGAAUGCAGACUUCUCCACUCCCAUUACCAUGUACUUAGGGCAUCCUGAGCCCUUCAACCUCUAUGACCCCUAUGACCCCCCGAGCAGACAGCUCCAGCCCCACAAGUAAUAAAAAA
This is a messenger RNA of Zonotrichia albicollis (white-throated sparrow), 1161 nucleotides long. RefSeq names its product sperm associated antigen 8 (gene SPAG8). The record is from RefSeq and is a predicted model, not a curated record. Gene Ontology annotation, biological process: positive regulation of transcription by RNA polymerase II. NCBI's taxonomy places the organism in Eukaryota, Metazoa, Chordata, Aves, Passeriformes, Passerellidae. Gene Ontology annotation, molecular function: microtubule binding. Gene Ontology annotation, cellular component: cytoplasm; nucleus.